Messenger RNA from Solanum tuberosum (potato), 849 nucleotides. RefSeq lists its product as uncharacterized. Lineage: Eukaryota; Viridiplantae; Streptophyta; Magnoliopsida; Solanales; Solanaceae. The record is from RefSeq and is a predicted model, not a curated record. Gene Ontology annotation, molecular function: nucleic acid binding; RNA-DNA hybrid ribonuclease activity. Bases 1 to 849 code for a protein of 282 amino acids. The transcript has 2 exons.
AUGCCCCCUCAAGGUGUUGUUGUUGCAAGAAUCCCCAAGAAGAAGAUAUUGAUCAUCUACUGUGCUCUGGAGAGUUUGCGAAAGAGAUAUGGUCAAUCCUGUGUGGUCUAUUUGGAAUUAUGGAAAACAAGAUGUGGGGAGAAGUAUGGAAAAGAACAAUAUAGUGUCAGGAAAUGUAUAAGUCAGAUUGUUGUUACUAUAACUCAGCUGGUGUCCAUCCAAUUUGUGAAUGUGAAACUAAUUCCUAAUUGGGAGUCUAUUGUCCAUCUGAAGAUGAGUAAUAUUAACAGUAGGAGAAGAGCUAUGGUUAAAUGGAGUAAACCAUCGACUAGUUUUGUGAAACUAAACUCAGAUGGUAGCUGCAAAAAUGAUCUUUGUGGAGGUGGAGGGGUGAUUAGGGAUUGCGAGGGGUAUCUUUUUUUUGCUUACUCACUAAAUCUUAGAGAAGGCACUAGUAAUUGGGUUGAAGCUAUGGCGCUGUUAUAUGGCAUAAGGUGGUGUAUCAACAAUGAAUAUGAGUUUAUCUUGGCAAAAAGUGACUCAAAAUUACUAGUAAAUUGUGUCAACGAUCAGAACUCUACCCCAUGGAAGAUACAGAGAGAAAUGGAGGAACUAAAAGCCCACAUGGAGAAUACAAGUUAUAUUUUGCGACACUGUUACAGAGAGGCCAACAAGGUUGCUGACAAACUGGCAUCGCUAUGCCAUACUAAUCAACAGAGCACUAUGUUUACAACUUUUGCUAAACUUCCUAGAAGAAUUAAGGGCCUUAUGACUAUGGAUAGAUGGAAUAUGGCUAACUUCAGAACUAUCCGAAAAAAGAAGAUAGAGAUCAUCUGGGACCCGCCUUGA